AUGCAAAAGUCCAUGGACAAGAUGGUGAGCAAGAUCAAAAGUUUGGAGAAGAAGGUUUCUGGUUCUUCAAGCAAGAAGAAGUCCAAGGCCCCACUUUCCCUAGGAGUAGAUCACUCCUCACCACUCCAAGGAGGCUCCCUGCCCAAGAGCCUCACAGAGCCUCUUCUUUCGAGCCAAGGGAAGGAGAAGACAACACGCAGAGAAGGAGGAAGACUUCCAAGGCCAGACGCUCCAGCUCGACCACCGGACUCGAUCGAGUCCAAACAGAGGAAACUCAACUCGAUCGAGCUGACGGUCGAGCUGACCUGGAGGAGCCCCAGUUUGAGAAUCCGGGAUUUGAGUACGAUCCCAGCCUUACCAGGAGCCUCCCCGGAGUAG
Microthlaspi erraticum is the source of this 378-nucleotide messenger RNA. Lineage: Eukaryota; Viridiplantae; Streptophyta; Magnoliopsida; Brassicales; Brassicaceae. The record is from the annotation of a GenBank genome assembly.